This is a messenger RNA of Xenopus tropicalis (tropical clawed frog), 3937 nucleotides long. Its product is annotated as oocyte zinc finger protein XlCOF7.1. Gene Ontology annotation, cellular component: nucleus. Bases 170 to 3850 code for a protein of 1226 amino acids. The transcript has 7 exons. The record is from RefSeq and is a predicted model, not a curated record. NCBI's taxonomy places the organism in Eukaryota, Metazoa, Chordata, Amphibia, Anura, Pipidae.
AGGGCACAAAACAUUAGAACCCCGUGUGUAACUGAACUUAUAUGUGACUGUUCAUCCUGUAUCAGAGCCUGUCGGGGUGACAGUUCCUGCGCUGCUGCUCCUUCUAUUCCUGCAUUCCCUGACACAAUGAAUCCCUACAUAUAUGUAUAAAAUGUGAUAAUGAUUUCUCAUGCUUGUAUCUCUGCCAGACGGUGAAUAUGAAGAUAAGAGAGAGAUUCCAGCUGAUCUGGGAGGAACAUUAUGUUAUAAUAAUGAGCCAAGCAAGAUUGGGGCUGAAAGAGCAGAUAUUUGUGCCGACGGAAAUCUCACAAACCCUGAAAUGUCUCGAGUGGAACAGCCCCCACCGGCCAAUGGGAUUAAAGAGGAGGCGGCUUCAUGGGAAGAAGGAAACCUUUCUGAUUUUAGAAUUAUUACUGUUCAGGAAUCAAUGCAGCAAACUAAUACAUCUGCUCCAAUCAUAGGAUCCAGUCUAAAUACCAUCUUAUUAGACAGAGAUGUAUCAAAUGGGAUUAAAGAAGAAGUAGCUUCAUGGGAAGGGGAAGACCAAUCAGAUUGCAGCAUUAAUCCACUUACGGAACAGAUCCAGGGAACAGAUACUCCUGCUCUCAAAAUGGAGAUGAAUACCUUUUCCGAGUGCUAUAGUACUAAGCCCCAUCUUUUCAAGGAUCAGAAAACUCAUUCAGGCCUUAGAAACCAUAAAAAAUAUCACGCGGGAGAGAAACAGUUUUCCUGCUCUGAAUGUGGGAAAUCUUUCACCUGUCACUCAGGCCUUAAUGCGCAUCUCAGAGUUCACACAGGGGAGAAACCAUAUUCCUGCUCCGAAUGUGGGAAAUCUUUCACCCGUCGCUCAAGCCUUAACGCGCAUUUCAGAGUUCACACAGGAGAGAAACUAUUCACUUGUACAGAAUGUGGGAAAUCUUUCCCCCGUCUGGCACGGUUUAACAUACAUCUCAGAACUCACACAGGGGAGAAACCAUUCCCUUGUACGGAAUGUGGGAAAUCUUUCACCUGUAGAGGACAGCUCAACACACAUCUCAGAUGUCACACAGGAGAGAAACUAUUCACAUGCACUGAAUGUGGCAAAUCUUUCAUUCACGUUUCAGAGCUUAAUAAACAUUUCAGAGUUCACACAGGGGAGAAACCAUUUGCUUGUACUGAAUGCGGUAAACGUUUUACUCGUCGUUACCAGCUUACUGAACAUUCCUACUCGCACACAGGGGAGAAACCAUUCACUUGUACUGAAUGCGGUAAAAGCUUUACUCGUCAUUACCAGCUUACUGCCCAUUACCUGUUACACAUAGGAGAGAAACCAUUUGCUUGUGCUGAAUGUGGGAAAGGUUUUUCUCGUCGUGACCAGCUUAAUGCACAUUCCCACUUGCACACAGGGAAGAAACCAUAUUCUUGUUCUGAAUGUGGGAAAAGCUUUACAUAUCAAGGAGACCUUUCCUCACAUCUCAGGACUCACACAGGAGAGAAACCAUUUUCUUGUUCCGAAUGUGGGAAACGUUUCACCCGUUGUUCAGAACUUAAUGCACAUAUCAGACGCCAUACGGGAGAGAAACCCUACACUUGUGCUGAAUGUGGGAAAUCUUUUGGUAAUCGUACAGGCCUUAAUCACCAUAAAAUAAUUCAUACAGGAGAGAAACCAUUUUCCUGUUCUGAAUGUGGCAAAGGUUUCAGCCGUCGACAAGACUUAACCAUACAUUUCAGAAUUCACACAGGGGAGAAACCAUUCACCUGUACCGAAUGUGGGAAAUCUUUCACCAGUUCCUCACAGCUUUACGAACAUCGCAGAGGUCACAUAGGAGGGAAAUCGUUCACUUGUACUGAAUGUGGGAAAAUUUUUACCCGUAUAUCACAUCUUAAUAUACAUCUCAGACGUCACACAGGAGAGAGACCAUUCACUUGUACUGAAUGUGGGAAGUCUUUCACCUGUAUCGCACAGCUUAAUUUACAUCGUAGACACCACACAGGAGAGAAACCCUACACUUGUACUGAAUGUGGGAAAUGUUUCUGUACUCGCACAGGCCUUAAUCACCAUAAAAUAGUUCAUUCGGGAGAGAAACCAUUCACAUGUACUGAAUGCGGUAGAUGUUUUAGUCGUCGUUGCAAGCUUAAGGCACAUUCCCGCUUACACACAGGGGAGAAACCAUUUGCUUGUGCUGAAUGUGGGAAAUGUUUUGCACGUCAGGACCAGCUCACUGCACAUUCCCGCUUACACACAGGAGAGAAACAAAUUUCUGAUAAUAACUGUACAUUUACAGACUUUCAUUAUCAGGGAUGUUCCAGAAACCUGGAUAAGGGAAUCAUCUGUAUUAGGGAUCUUACACUAAGGCAUAUCUUCGUUCAUACAUGGAUCCUGAAUCUCACACUGGAGAUUAUCUAUCUGCUGACUGGAGAGGGCUACGUCAUCCCUAAGAAGAAGAGCCCAACUGUGGGUUUGGGGGCCCUGCAUGCCCCUGGCUCCGUCAUACAGAAGGAAAAUGACAAGAAGAUCCUGGAACUCAUCUCCAACAUCAUCCAGCUGCUGACUGGAGAGGUUGCCAUAAGGUGUGAGGAUGUUUCCAUCUAUUUUUCCUUGGAGGAGUGGGAGUAUAUAAAAGGAAACCAGGCCCUUUACAGGGAAGGGAUAAAGGAGGAGGAGGAGCCCCAGCAGCUCCGCCCACUGGACGGUGAAUAUGAAGAUAAGAGAGAGAUUCCAGCUGAUCUGGGAGGAACAUUAUGUUAUAAUAAUGAGCCAAGCAAGAUUGGGGCUGAAGGAGCAGAUUUUUGUGCCGACGGGAAUCUCACAAACCCUGAAAUUUCUCCAGCGGAACAGCCCCCACCGCCCAAUGGGAUUAAAAAAGAGGCAGCUUCGUGGGAAGGGGGAAACCAAUCAGAUUGCAGCAUUAAUCCCCUCACACAACAGAUACAGGGAACAUGCACACCUACUCCCAAUAUGGAGAUGUAUAACUGUUCUGAGUGCCAUAAACACUUUAAAACUAAGGCCGGUCUUUUCAAGCAUCAGAAAACUCACACAGGGAUAAAACCAUUUUUUUGUUCUGUGGAAAGCCAUUCCGACUUUAUUGCACAUCAGAGAAGUCACACGACAGCGAAACCAUUUACUUGCUCUGAAUGUGGGAAAUGUUUCACCCGUCGCUCAGGCCUUAACGCACAUCUCAGACUUCACACAGGUGCAAAGCCAUUUUCUUCUUCGGAAUGUGGGAAAUCAUUUACAUAUCCCUCGGCCCUUAGAACCCAUAAAGAAUAUCACACGGGAGCAAAAACAUUUUCUUGUUCUGAAUGUGGGAAAUGUUUCACCUGUCGCUCAAGGCUCAACAGACAUCUCAGAAUUCACACAGGAGAGAAACCAUUCACGUGUACUCAAUGUGGGAAAUGUUUCACCCGUCGCUCAAGCCUUAACAUACAUUUCAGAACUCACACAGGGGAGAAACCAUUUACCUGCACUGAAUGUGGGAAAUGUUCUCGUAAUCUCACACACCUCAAAAUCCACCAAAUGGUUCACAAAGGAGAGAAGCCAUUUUCCUGCCCUGAAUGUGGGAAAAGUUUUACCCGUCGCUCAGGCCUUAACGCCCAUCUCAGACUUCAUACUGGGGAGAAACCGUUUUCUUGUUCGGAAUGUGGGAAAACAUUUACAUAUCCUUCGGGCCUUAGAUUCCAUAAAAAAUAUCACUCAGAAGCAAAACCUUUUUCUUGUCCAGAAUGUUGGAAAUGUUUUACCCAUCGCUCAUGUCUUACCAGACAUCUCAAAAUUCACACCGGAGAGAAACUGUUCCCUUGUUCUGAACAUCAUUCCGAGCUCACUACACAUUCCCAGUUACACACAGGGGAGAAACCAGUUUCUGAGUAACUGUCCAUAUACAGAGUGCGUAACGUAAAAUUAUAUUUCCUUUUUGUUAAAAGAUGAUUCCACCUCAAUAAAAUCUUAAUGCUUUUG